Cinara cedri is the source of this 4086-nucleotide messenger RNA. The record is from the annotation of a GenBank genome assembly. NCBI's taxonomy places the organism in Eukaryota, Metazoa, Arthropoda, Insecta, Hemiptera, Aphididae.
AUGGAUUCAAUAGAAUUGAAAGAAAAUAAGUUAACUAAUGUAAUUUGUAUAAAACAUAUUAUUGUGUUAAACUAUGGUGGUAAUUUCUUGUAUUAUUUCAGGUUGAAAAUGUAGUUUAUUACAUACCAAAUUUUAUAACUGAACAACAAGAAGCAUAUAUACUAGAAAAAGUAAAUAAUGCGCCCAAGCCAAAAUGGUGUCAACUAAAGAACAGAAGGCUUCAAAAUUGGGGAGGUAUACCUCACCCAAAAGGGCUCAUACCUGAAAAAAUUCCAGAUGUAAGAAUUUAUUAAAAUUUAUUAUUUACUGGGACAUAAUUCUAAUAUAUACUAAAAUACAUGUUAUAAGCAGUGGUUAAAAGGAUUUGUUCAUCAAGUAGAAAGUCUCAAUGUGUUUCCUAAAACAAACAUGCCAAACCAUGUAUUAGUUAAUGAAUAUCUGCCUGGACAAGGAAUUAUGGUACAAAUUUAUAGAUGUUUAGAAUUGUUUCUUUAUAAUAAACUUGAUACAUUAUAGCCUCAUUUAGAUGGAAGUUUAUUUUAUCCAACUAUAAGUACUAUAAAUUGUGGGUCCCAUACUGUACUCAAUUUUUACAAGUUACCGAAGGUAAGAUUCUUUUUGUAAAAUUGUAUUUGUUAUUUUCACUGAUAGUUAAUACUAUAUAGUAUUUAAAAAACUAAAUAAUUUUGAAUGCAAUUAAAACUAAAAUUUGUUCUUUAUUUAUAAUCUCAAUAUUUAGCUAUUAUUUUUUAAGACAGUAUCAAAAAUGAUAAGUUAAUAAUAUUAUUCUGUAACAUUUACAUAUAAGUAGUGUCUUUAGUUUUAUUGUAAAGUAAAUUUUCUAAAAUUUAUUUUUUUGAAUUAUGAAAUAAGCUUUUUAAUCUAAAAAUGUUUAAAGUAUAAAUAUUAAUAGUUAAAGUAUGUUACAAUUUUAGUUUUUAUUCUAGGAGAUAGGUAAACUCAAUGUUUAGCUUAUUAAAUAAGAAGUUUGUAAUUUGCAUCUAAUUAACCCAUGAAUAAAAAGGUAUAUAUUACCCUCAUAGGAACAUGUGCAGUAACUAUACAAUUGUCAAAAAUGAAAUUAAAAUAAGUUAUUAUUUUCAUAUUCUCUUUUAUUACUAAUGUACCUUAAAAUUGAUUUUAUAAUGCUGCCGUAACUAUACGUUUUGGUGUUUAUAAAUAUUCCAACAUUAAUAGAAUAAAUCUCAGCAAGUUGAUUUCCUGUGUUAAUUACUCGUAAUAGAUUUUAUACUGCAUAUAUCUUUAGUAAGUAAAACUAGAUCCAGUUGGUGUCAUUGUAUAUUAACUACAGUUUAAAAUGGUAUUUUCCAUUAAAAAUUAUAAUUUUAUUGAAAAAUUUACCAUAUUUUAGAAAGUUAAGUGUGGUUUACAUAUUAAUAUUUAACACAUUGACUAACAUUACCGCUAUAGCAGUUAUAUGAAAAAUGUUAUAUCAACAGUGGCGAAGCAGGUAUUUUUUUUUAAUGAUAUUAAAUUAUAGAAGGCAGUGUACUGCCACAUUACAGCAGUCCACACUGUCAGUUAAUAUUGAUUUUGGGUGUAGGUAUAGCAUUGAUAAUGUAACAGUAAAAAUAAUAUUCAAAGUUAUCAAUGUGUUAAUGGCCAUACAAUAUAAUACUUACUGGUAAAUUUUAUUGUCUGAUAUAUUAUACCAAAACAAAUUUAAAAUGUUGAUUACACAAUUAAUCUCGAUAUAUGUACUAAACAAGUAAAAAGUGUAUGUUUAAAUAUCCAAUAUUAAUGAUGUAAAUUACAAACUUUAUAUUAGUACAUACACCUAUAUCUCAUACCCAAUAAUUUGCUCUAAAACAUAAUAUAAUAAAAUAAGACUUAUUAAAUUUAUUUAGGAUAGAUUAUUUUUUGUUUAAUGCAUAUUAAACAUUACAUGUUUAAUUUUAUUUUAUAUAUAUUAGGGUGGUCCUUAUUUUGCCAAUUUUAAUAUUUUCUUCGGGACACCUGCAUAACAAAAAACAAAUCCUUAUAUUUUAAAGUCAUUUGGAUAAUAUUCAAUGUAGGUGCAUGGUGUUUCAAUAACAAAACAAUUGCAUGAAACCAAUGGAAAUACUUACAAACGACCACAAAUCAUUUCAUUGGUGGUCAAACAGUAGGGGAAUGAGGGUAACAUAUCCUUCUACAUUGAGUAAUUUUUCUUAAACAUUUAUAAUAAUAUAUAGAAUAGCUUUUUUUAAAUAUGCUCAGGGUUUAUUCCAUUUUAAUGGUAAAAUUAUGCAUAAAUUCAAAUUCUAUUUGAAAUUUCUAAGUGUAAUCUGAGAAGUUAUCAAAUGUGGUUUCUCAAAUGAGAACAUGUUUUAAUGUCAAUCAGAUGAUCUUUCUAAGUUAUUUUUAAAAUAAAAAAUUAUCUAUACACAUGAAAUAGAUGGUAUCCAAUCUACAAUAAAUGUUAUUAUCCUUAUUAUUUAAAGCAUAAAAACUCAAAAACUUUUCAUUCAAAUUUUGUUUACAAUAUGUCAACAUUUUCAAAAAAAUCAUCAGAUUGAUAAUUUUCAUAAAACAUGCAAGUUCUCAUUUGAAAAACUUAAGUUGUUUCCGCUACAGGAGACUCCUUAAAUCUUGUGAAAAAUCUAAGUAUGCGAAAAUAUUGUUGUUCAUUCAAUGCACUUAAAAAUUCCAAAAAUUAAAGUUAAAAUGUAUGCAUAAUUUAAGAAUACAAAUGCUUAAAUCACCUUGUAUAUUGCAUUAUUUUUUUAUAGUUAUAAAAAAAAAUAUUAAGUGAACAUUAAUUGUUCCAAAAAAUGAUUCUUAUCCCCCACCCCAUGACAAAAUCAUUUAAUCACCACUGGAUAAUUUUUUUUUUUUUUUUUUUUUAAAUGCCCUGGGGCUUUAUUAUUGAAACAACCUGAUGGUCUUUAUAAAUAUGUUUAACAGGAUAUAUCUUACAUACUAGAUGAUAAUAUAUAUACAUUACACAUUGAUGAAGUCACACUUCCAAUGAAGUGGCUCCUGUACUUAAUUUAAACACUUGAUAUCUAACAGUUCGAUGGCCAUUGGGUUGAUAUGGUCCUCUAAUUUCCUCUCGUGUUUAUGAUCAAACUUUUGGAUUUCUUCUUUCUUCUGCUAUUGUAGGCAGCAUCAUAUCGCGGUGAAACUGGAUAAUUUAAAAUUAUUUUUAUUUUUUAAAUAAAAAACAACCUAUUUUAAUCCUUAGAUCUUAAUGUCUAUUUUGAUACUAAAUACAUGGGGAUUGUUCAAGAGUAUCAGAAAUCAAUUGAAAUUAACAUUUCUUUAUGAAAUUACCUGUUUUAUAUUAAAAUAGUUAAACUUAUAAUAUUAACAAAGUACAGUAGAGUUACAACUCGAAAAUAACUCGAGUCUUGAUAAAACAAAAAACUUAACAAUUCAAAUUUAUUUUUAGCAAAACAUAAAAUAAUGAUAAGCCUAAGUGAUUAAAAUAGUUAAUGGCUGUAAUAAACUGCUUAUUAAUUUCUUAAAGUCUUCAAUUAAUAUAUCUCCAUGUAGCCAUGUAUGGUAUUAAAGUCACUAAGAUCUUAAAAGAUAUCUUAGAUUUAAUUUAAAAAAAUCAAUUUUAAACAAUUUAUGGUUGUUUGUACACUAUUUUUGAUUUUAAAUAUUAAAACGUUGUGCGCCAUUAACUAAAUAUUAUCCAAAUGGCCUCAAACUUUGAGGAUAUAUUUUUUUUUUAUUAUACAGUACAAGAUAAGUGCCCCAAAAGAAAUUCUUAAAUUGGUAAACUAAGGACCACAUUAAUAUUUAUAAUAUUAAAUACCUAUAUAUAUUUAUAAAAAUUUAUAUUUUCAUAUUUUGUAGGUUGAAGAAGAAGUUGAGUCAAUCGACAAAGCAUACAGUUUGUUAUUAGAAAGAAGAAGUCUACUUGUUUUACAGGAAAAUAUGUACAACAAGUAUAUGCAUGGUAUUGAUGAGAUUAAAAAUGAUAUUAUUGAUGAUAGAAUUUCCAAUUUAAAAGUUUGUGGAUCACUCAUAAAUAAUGGAGGUUCAUUAAUAAGAAAUAAACGUAUAUCAUUGACUAUAAGAAAUGUUCCUAAAGUAUCAAAGUUUAAUUUGAACUCUUUGUUGACAAAACACUAA